GUUUUUCUCUUGGCCCGUGGCGGAGGCCCGGUCGUGCGCUCCAGGACGCGGAUCUCCCCGGGUGAGUUCUGGAAGUGGUCCGGAUCGUGUUGAGCCCGACCUCAGCUCGUCAGGACCAGGGUUUCCCUCGGACGCCUGAGUGUCAAGGCGCCAGGGUUCAAGUGGGAUUCUGGGGUCACAAGAAGCAGAGCUGACUGACGGGGAGCCGCAACAGCAGCACAUUUGGGUUAGAAGGAAGAACUCCCGGGAAGACAAAUCGCUUUAGAAAUCGAGUUCCCACAGACGAGUCAGGCCACUGUGCGAGUGGUCAUCUCCUUCCCCAUAAUGCCCGUGGAGACCCUCAAGUCCCCACCGAGGCAACCGUUGAAGAGCGCCGUAGUCGCUACACCCCUGCGCCUGCGGCCGAAGGGACUCGCGAGGCCGGAAUUCAACCGGCAACCCUCCCCGGUGUCGGCCAGGCCAAAGCAGAGUGCCGUGGAGAGACUCGAGGCGGACAAGGCCAAAUAUGUCAAGAGUCAGGUGGCUCUCUCCAAGCAGCAGCCGGUCAACAAGCCUCUCCCGUUGCCAGGCGCUCCCAUCCGUCCCGUCAGGAAAACGCCGACCCAACCGAGCCCGCAGCAAGGUGCCCUCCCGCUGGACCUCGAGCACCUGAGUAACCUGAUUAACGGCGUGAACGAUGGGCCGUCCUCUGCUGCGGUAAGUUCGGAUGAGAGUCAGCCAACCGACUCCCCCGACACCGAACCCAAAUCUCCCACUCCUCCUUUACCGGCUGCUGAAGCACCAAAGCAGGCCAGAGAAGGUCCUUCCUCUGGUCCGGUCUUGUCCAGUCCAGCCAAGGUGAGGUUGAAAGCCUCCAGCCCCGGUCCCGCGGGCUCGCCGGUCUCAGUGACCGUAAGGAGGGUGGAUGUCAUCCCCAACGAAAGGCCGGUGAGGACCCCCAGCAGGCCGCAGCAGUUCAUCCGGCAGCCACUCCACCCUAUGCUGCUGCAUUCCCAGUUUCCGCUCCGCCCGGUGGCGUCAAACCUGCGUCUCCGCCACCAGAAAACGCUGCCUCUGAAACCCGUUCGGGCCCCCUCGAAACCGGACCCAUCUCCGGCCUCUCCGACGGAGGCCCCCGCCAUUACCUUACCCCCUGCCAACAACUUCCUCCUCCCCCCUGCCUCUCCGGCGGUUACCCGUCUGUCAUCCUCCAGCUCCAGGAAGCGCCCGUCACUAACCCGCUCGAAGUCGGACAUGAGCGACCGGUGCUCCCGGGCCGGGACGGAGCUGGAGCGCUUCUUCAACCUGUGCGGUUUGGACCCGUCGGAGCUGCAGGAGCUGACGGCGUCCGGCUCCGACAUCGUGUCCAUGACCCGCUUCCGCAGCGCCAGCGCCCCGGGGUCGGAGUGCGCGGGCUCUGAGCGAGGGGGCGGAGACGAGGAGGAAGGCGCCGACGCCACGGAGCGCGCUCCGUACGGCGUCUCCGUCAUCGAGAGGAACGCAAGGGUGAUCAAGUGGCUGUAUGGACUCCGCCAGGCCAAAGACCACGCCAGGAGCACCAACGUGUAGGAAACCUCAAGGGGACGCACAGCGAAGUGGACUACGAACUGGAGAACAAGUCCGGUCUGCUCGCGUACAGGGUGACGAUGACGUAAUGUGACAACGCCACAGCUGAUGUGGGCUGAAAGUGAUUCAGAAUAGAGGGGUCGAGUCUGUAAAGUGGUGUAUGGUUUAGUGUUGGCCCGAGCUUGCCGAACUAUUUAUUCUUCACCGGGCCCUUCGUGGGUGAGGGAAGUGGAGCUGUUGUCUCGUACUGCCGGUUAAAGUUGUGUUGCUGCUGCUGCUGGUCGACACAUGACUUUGUAAGCGGACAGUAUUAAAGAUCCAAUGAUGCAUGUAUCACCCGCACCUCGUGUCCCUCCUGUAUUGUGUUAUGUUAUUUAGGACAGAAUAAAAGGUCCAGCUCCCCACCCGGCCAGUGAGGAGCAAGG
Molecule: messenger RNA, 1970 nt
Organism: Lampris incognitus (smalleye Pacific opah)
Lineage: Eukaryota; Metazoa; Chordata; Actinopteri; Lampriformes; Lampridae
Gene: fam110a
Product: family with sequence similarity 110 member A
Exons: 2
Coding region: 325-1548 (407 amino acids)
Source: RefSeq, a predicted model, not a curated record